Iphiclides podalirius (scarce swallowtail) is the source of this 1977-nucleotide messenger RNA. Lineage: Eukaryota; Metazoa; Arthropoda; Insecta; Lepidoptera; Papilionidae. The record is from the annotation of a GenBank genome assembly.
AUGGCGUCGGUGCGCACGCGCUCCGCAUCCCCCAAAACGGUUUCCUUCUCCCCCGUCCUUGAGAGGAAGUACACGGUCGAGUGUAGACCCAUCAGCCCGCCGGAGCUGGGCGGCGACUGGCGGCGUUACUUCAGCGAUUUCGGAUCUUAUCUGGACGCCCUGCUCGCCGACCUGCAGAACUCGAUAAACCCGGGCCGGGUGUCCAGCCCCGGCGGCAGGACGGGCUCCCCCGGGGCGAGGGCCACGUCCCCCGGGAGGACGGCCUCCCCCAUCGGCAGGGGCGGCUCCCCGGGCCGGCUGAACUCCCCCGGAGGCAGCCUCGGCUCCCCAACGGCCACCGGCUACGGAUCCAUCAACGGCUCCAGGAGCAUCUCCACCGAGUACAAACCGAGCUCGCCGACGUAUCAGAACACGAGCGCUAUUCACGAGAAGGUUGCACCAUCGAAGUAUACCACCGCGCAGAGCUACCGUAGCCACUCUCCAGGGUACACCAGCAGCCAGACCACCGGCUACGGCAGAACUACGGGCAGGGGAAACCUCUCCGAGCUGGACACACUGCUGGACGACCUGAGCAACGCUCGGUACGGCAACUACGAGGAGAAGAACACGUACAGCGAGAGGAACGAGGGCUAUGCAAGAGCUAACGGUGCCACGAGUCCAGCGUCGUCUCGGCCUACGGUCGAUUCCCUGCUCGACCAGCUCAGUACCGACGUGCCAAAUGGCCGCGCCUCCACGUCGCCAGUUCCACCGGCGUCGGGCACUCUGCCCCGACCCGGCACCAAGCAGGUGACGGUGACCGUCCAAGAGACGGUGGUAGAGCCGGCCAGGCCCAACAGCAGCCGCCGCCCACAAUCGCGGCUCGCCACCAUCACCAUGCAUCCAGCGCCACUAAGGAACUCGAUGAUCUCAUGGCGUCACUCUCAGAUUUCAAGCCGCGGGAGCGGGCCACUCCAGCGCCGCCGUCUCUAUCCCUCUCGCUCGCGCGCCCCAACUCUCGCGUCUAAAGAUAGUGCGCGCGUCCUCUACGAGCGGCCGGUUUACCUUUCCGUGAGCGGCACACCGACGGAGAGCGGCGCCCACGUUUACCGGGAGAAGCGCGCGUGGCAGGAGCAGUACCGCAGCAACCCGCGCCAGGCGGAGUCAGCUUCUUUGGAGCACAUGCUCGGAUCCCUCCGGGCAGACAUGAGCCGCCAAGGAGUGCAAACCCCGCAGAAGGGGUGCUGCAAUGCCUGCGAGAAGCCCAUCGUUGGACAGGUGAUCACCGCCCUGGGCCGCACGUGGCACCCGGAGCACUUCACGUGCGCCCACUGCAACCAGGAGCUGGGCACCAGGAACUUCUUCGAGCGCGACGGAAGGCCCUACUGCGAGCCGGACUACCACAAUCUGUUCUCGCCGCGAUGCGCGUACUGCAACGGGCCCAUCCUCGACAAAUGCGUCACCGCGCUCGAGAAGACUUGGCACACGGAGCACUUCUUCUGCGCCCAAUGCGGCCAGCAGUUCGGCGAGGACGGCUUCCACGAGAGGGACGGCAAGCCCUACUGCCGCGCGGAUUACUUUGACAUGUUCGCGCCCAAAUGCGGCGGCUGUAGCAAACCGAUAAUGGAGAACUACAUCUCCGCCCUGAACACCCAAUGGCAUCCAGAUUGUUUCGUCUGCAAGGAAUGCCAAAACCCCGUAAAGGGGAAGUCCUUCUACGCCAUGGAAGGGAAGCCGGAGUGCCGCGAGCCGUUCCACGGCGGCUCGUUCUUCGAGCACGAGGGGCAGCCCUACUGCGAGACGCACUACCACGGCAAGAGAGGCUCGCUCUGCGCCGGCUGCCACAAGCCGAUAGCGGGCCGCUGCAUCACGGCGAUGUUCCGCAAGUUCCACCCGGAGCACUUCGUGUGCGCAUUCUGCCUGCGCCAACUGAACAAGGGCACGUUCAAGGAGCAGAACGACAAGCCCUACUGCCACGCCUGCUUCGACAAGCUCUUCGGC